AGAGAUGGAAAGACAGCUGAGAACCACAUGACGAAAUGUUUAGAUGGCGAGCGUGUAUUGCCAGGCUUUUUCUACAAAGCAUCCCAUUACUAACAUUUCACAGCAAAUAAGUGAUUAUACCCAAGACAAUAAACUACAUGAUACUCGUAUUUACUAACCGAAUACUACUUUCUUAACAGGUCAGUUAACACCAGAAUUACUUCAACGACAGAUGAAUUGGUUUCUGUAACAAGAGUACCAGAUGGAUUCCACUAAAAAAGAGAGCAACAGUGUUAAAAGAAUAUGGUUUCUUGUACCCGUUGCUGUUUUAGCAACAGGCUGGCUGUAUUUCUUGACAACUAUUGCCCCAAAACUCAAUAAUGGAAACAAGGGCAGUAUCAAACUGCAGUUUCCAAGCAGCCUGCAACAAAUGAAAGAUUUAGCACAUUUGCUGGAGCAGUAUCGAGAACAUCAUUUACUCUAUGUAAUAAUCCUCUUUAGCAGUGCAUAUCUCUACAAGCAAGCAUUCAGCAUACCAGGUUCAGCUCUUUUGAAUGUGUUAGCUGGAGCUCUGUUUGGAAGUCUGGUGGCCUUUCCAUUGUGUUGUGUUCUCACAGCAUUAGGAGCAUCAUGUUGCUAUCUCAUGUCCCGAUACUUUCUUGGUGACUUGCUGAUGCUUUACUGGAAGGACCAAGUACAGAGAUUACAGGAAAAGGUUGCUAGCAAUUCAAAUUGUCUGCUCUACUAUCUUUUGUUCUUGCGACUCUUUCCUGUUACACCAAACUGGUUGAUAAAUCUUAUAGCACCAUUAGCUGGUGUACCACUCACACAGUUUCUCAUUACUGUGUUUCUUGGUUUAAUGCCAUAUAAUUUUAUGUGCGUUCAAGCUGGUGAAGUUCUGUCCUCCAUCACGUCUCUUGACACACUGUUUAGUACAGAAACUUUCAUUAGACUGGGUCUGAUGGCAACUGCAUCACUGUUGCCAACAUUUGUCAUCCGCAAGCACAAAAUCCAACAAUCUUUGGACAGUUCGGUGCAGAAAAAUACACACAGCCACAAAAGCUAACAUCCAAAGUUAACUUUGGUUAAACUUGAUGGUACUAGCACUUUUUUAUUUGUUAAGUACAUAAUCUUGCAAAGAUUAAACAUGUACAUACAUUAAAGAUUUAUUUUUUUAACAUUGUUAUUUAAUAUUUGUGUGUUGUAAGGCUGAGACAAACUGGAAAUAAUGUAUAAGUAUUUUAAGUUUUCCUUCUUGAUUGCUUCCCUUAACAUAUUGUCCAGUCUUUCAUGUAGAAUCUAGAUGCUUGAUGAUGUAUUUGUAUUUAAAAUAAAU
Messenger RNA from Schistocerca americana (American grasshopper), 1315 nucleotides. RefSeq names its product transmembrane protein 41A-like. The transcript is spliced from 6 exons. The coding region runs from base 242 to 1045 and encodes 267 amino acids. NCBI's taxonomy places the organism in Eukaryota, Metazoa, Arthropoda, Insecta, Orthoptera, Acrididae. The record is from RefSeq and is a predicted model, not a curated record.